Messenger RNA from Lingula anatina, 1717 nucleotides. Its product is annotated as O(6)-methylguanine-induced apoptosis 2-like. The record is from RefSeq and is a predicted model, not a curated record. Gene Ontology annotation, cellular component: female pronucleus; germinal vesicle; male pronucleus. Gene Ontology annotation, biological process: epigenetic programing of male pronucleus. Gene Ontology annotation, molecular function: chromatin binding; histone binding. Lineage: Eukaryota; Metazoa; Brachiopoda; Lingulata; Lingulida; Lingulidae.
AUUUAUGUUUUUAUUGGACCUUUUUCACAACGCGCACAUAUUUCCAAACAUCACAGUAAAGGCAGUGAAACAACAUAAACAACAUGGCGCUGGACAGCCUGAGAGAUGUGGACAAUUCUUAUGUUAGCAGAAUUCACAGUAGGAGGACAUCAGGAAAACUUCAUAAAGGUAAUAGCAUAGCAGCACCAAAUGCUUCCAUACCCAGCAGGUACCAAACUAUAAUCACAGACAAUUCAGACAGGAAAGGAUUCUUAUCAAAAGCCAAAAGAUUUAACCACGAAGCAAUUAUAGAUGAUAACCCUGGUCCAGGAACAUAUGUAAAUCAAACAAAAACAGAAACUGUCAGCACUUCAUUCUCUAAAAGAGGAACAGGAGGAUUUGCAUCAAAGAGUAAAAGAGAACAAAAAGUGGGGCCAACACCAGGUCCUGGCUCUGCUGCUUAUCAGUUGCCAAGUUUGUUACAGUCAAAGAAAGAUUUUAACAAUGCAUAUACAAGAGUAUUCCACAAACCUAUAGCACAGCCUGUUGAAAAACUGUCAGCUGUACCAGCACCAAAUGAAUAUGAGGUCCUCAGGUACAAGCCAGGCAAGGCUAACAAUGUAUCUGCCCAAGCAGCUUUCAAGUCACAAUCAAAACGGGAAGUUAUGGACACAAAGGAAUCUGCAAAGAAACCUGCUCCAUGGCAAUAUCAUGUAGAUGACAAACUCCUUCGUGACAGUAUCAAAGUUCCUUUUUCAAGUUUCAAGUCAACAUCAAAAAGACAAAUGGCACCAGAUCCGCCUCCUUAUCCUGGACCUGGGACAUACAAACCACAUGAGGCAGUAGAGGAGAGUGCAAACAAACUCAUUUUACCACGCAAACAUUACUUGUGUAUCUCAGCCCCAGCCAUGCCCCUGCCUCCAGCACAGCCCCAGCCUGGACCUGGCAGCUAUGAGUUGGUGGACUUUGAUGGUGCUCCCAAACACUUCAUGUCUAGCUCCAUGUUUGUCUCAUCUAGUAGUCGGUGGACUGGGGACAUCAGAGGCACAGAUCUACCUGGACCAGCACAUUACCAUCCAGAUAGUACAGGCAAACAGAGCUUCAUCUAUAAUUCAGUUGGCAGGUGGAUUUAAGUUAUUUGGAUGCAAGAUGAAUGAAGAGGUGCAUUUUGUUUAGAAGGGACAGAGGACACCAAACAUUGAUAAAUAAUAUUGGACAUUUAUUACUUUAAUUUAUCUGUGAUAUACUCAGAAAAAAAAACUGUGAUACAGAGAUUUUUCAGUUAUCAGAUAUUUGUUCCAACAACAUGUGUUUAUUUCAUUUUAGUUAAUAUUGCUGUUAAACAAAGAUUUGGCACAAUAUUAUCUGUAAACAAAAUUAUCAUUGACUAGAUAUACCAAUUUCUGUUUUUGAAUUUCUUGUAAGCAUGUUAAAUCUGACCGAAGCUUGCUUUUAUUCCACAUUUAGAUUUUAAGGAUUGAGCAAGGCUUUCCUGAAGACCUCUUUUUAUUGUUGAUGAACGAGUAGUUCUUUGACUACUUUUUAAUUAAAAUUCAUAAAGAUUAAAUCACUGACUUCAAAGUACUAAGUUUGCGCUAAGUUUCCCAUUGUCAGAAGAGUCCUGCUGUAAAUUGAGUGGGUACAUGUAUAAUGAACAAACUUGUAUAUAAGAUGUAUAAAUGUAAAUUUGUAAUUUUGUAUAUAAAUGCAGGUGAUAAGAAAAUGAAAAGGUAUUAAG